AUGGUGCGUAUCUUUCGCGGCACUCACCUCAUCAAGAACUCCAACCUUAACGAGCGCUUAUACGUGCUCAACCUCACCCGCAUCCCCUCCAACCUCGACGAUGGCGUCAUCUUCGACUACUUUUCCAAUAUGGGCCUACACGUGCUCAUCACUGCGACCAACCUGGUUGGUGGCAUGGUCUCGCGCGGCCACACCCACAAACAGCGCUCUCUCAAUACGAAGCCUCCAUCACUGGUUCUUCGCGACACGGCGCGCAGGGAGGCAACUCGGGCUCGUCGAGCGGAGGCUGAAUUGCAACGGGCUCUCGUCAGCGAGGGACAGUCUGGUCAGACAACUUCGUCUACGUUUCUGGUCUUAGAUACAACGGUGGUACCGACUGACCUAUCUAUUGCUCCUGACUAG
Molecule: messenger RNA, 402 nt
Organism: Peronospora matthiolae
Lineage: Eukaryota; Oomycota; Peronosporomycetes; Peronosporales; Peronosporaceae
Source: the annotation of a GenBank genome assembly